This is a messenger RNA of Vicia villosa (hairy vetch), 1535 nucleotides long. RefSeq names its product F-box/kelch-repeat protein At3g23880-like. The transcript has 2 exons. Bases 65 to 937 code for a protein of 290 amino acids. The record is from RefSeq and is a predicted model, not a curated record. NCBI's taxonomy places the organism in Eukaryota, Viridiplantae, Streptophyta, Magnoliopsida, Fabales, Fabaceae.
AGAUAAUCCAUCAAUCUCCAUUGCUAAUCCUGAACACUGAUUGGAACGUUUGGAUUGCCGUGAGAUGGUUGGUUCUUGCAAUGGAUUGAUAUGCUUGCUUAGUUUGUCUGACAAGUAUGAAAGGACAUUCCGUUUUUGGAACCCUGCAACCAAAAAGAUAUCUGAAAAAUUAGGGCUCUUUUGCAAUGAUUCAUCUGAUUUUUUCAGGUUUGCAUUUGGUUAUGAUAAUUUAACCGACACUUAUAAGGUUGUGGCAUUCUCUGCCAAUCAGGUUAAAGUUUUCGGUUUAGGUGAUAGUGUUUGGAGAAAUAUUGAAAGUUUUCCGUUUGUUCCUUUUGACGUUGAGUCUACGCAACCCCACUGCCAUCCGUUUGUGAAUGAAGGUGUUUAUGUGAGUGGUACUAUUAACUGGUUGGCUAUUCGAAAUGUGAUUGAUUAUAAAUGGAAAGAUAUUAACAUUGAGCAAUUUGUAAUUGUUUCACUUGAUCUGGGUACUGAGACAUACCGGCAGUUGCUACCACCUCGGGGAUUUGAUGAAGUGCCUUCGGUUGAGCCGGCUGUUACUGUGUUGAUGGAUUGUUUAUGUUUUUCACAUCAUUUUAAGGGAACGCAUUUUGUUUUGUGGAAGAUGAUGGAAUUUGGAGUACAAGAGUCUUGGAUUCAAUUCCUUAAAAUUAGUUAUGUGGAUCUUCGGAUUUAUCAUGGAGUUAGUGAGUCAUUUGAAUAUCAUUCUCAACUGUUCUUGUUUCCGUUGGGUCUUUCGGAGAGUAAUGACACAUUAGUACUCGCAAGCAAUCAAGAAAGCUUUGCAUGUGAAGAAGAAAAAGCGAUUCUUUAUAAUUGGAGAGACAAUAGAGUAGAGCGGACUAGAUUUACUGAUGAAAUAUUGUGGUUUUUUACGAAGGGUUAUGUUGAAAGUUUGGUUUCGCCAUGUUGAAAGACCACAACCUCAAAUUCAAGCACAUCUGGGUGUUAUUGAUAGCCGAUCGCGUGGCAGGAAGAAAGGCGAAAAAGGUUUAUUAGAGCUCCAUUUUGAUUUUUGCUCUUGUUAUCCAUCAUUUUCACACAAUUGAACUCCAUUUUAUCCAUUAGUGAAGCUUAUGUACAAGAUCCUCAGAGACUAACUUUGAUUUCUGCACAUUCCUUCAUUUGAUCAUUGUGCUGCUGAUGGUAUUAUGUGCUCUGCAUUCCAAGCUUGGAGUGUUACUGUAAGCAUUUUCAUGAAUGCAGGUGUAGUAUAUACGUAUUAUGUGCUUUUGUCAAUGUAGAUGUUUGCAACCAGGGAGAAGCUUGCUUCGUAGGCUAUUAUGUCACGCUCACUUUAUUCUGUUAGGCUGUAUGCAUGAGUAUUUGUAUUAUUCAGCUCCGGGUCACUAUAAUUUUUUCGAUUUGAAAUCAGUUUCCAAAAGAUGCUUUUCAAUCAGUGAGUUUUUGCUUAUUUGAGUUUUUCUGUGAUGUAAUAUUUGUUCAAUUAUUUGCUUUUCACCAUCAGAAACUGCCAUAUUUUCCACAUAAUGGUCAAUCAACAAUGCUAC